GUUUGGGAAAAUGACCCACCUAAUGACUUCAUGUUAAUGGUCUAUAUAAGUCCAGAGAAAACCAGGCUGCUGCAGAGUGCACUCGGAGCUGAUCCAAGGGAAAAACUGCCUCUAAGAGCACUAAUAUUGGGUGAGCACCCCAGCUAUGUCACAGGCAGCCCCCGUGAAAAAGAAGCGUCCUCCAGUGAAGGAGGAAGAUCUCAAAGGGGCUAGAGGAAAGCUCUCCACCAACCAGCAGAUUAAAUCCAAAACCUACCAAGUCAUGAAGCAAUGUGAACAAGAGGGCUCUGUGGCACCUUCCAUAUUCAGUCAAGAUCGGACAGGAGGGGAAACAGCCUUUGAGAAGCCUAAAGGAGAGCCACCGAAGAGCAUCUUUGACUGAUAACCAAGUUUAACCUGUGUGACAAAGAUUCCUAAUGUAACACUUAAUCCCAAAUUGCUGUCGCUUAUACUAAACUUAUUGCUGCACUAGUAAAUCAACUUAAUUCUUUCAAAUUAGUCAUUAAUUAAGAGGAUUCAUUUUGUAGGCUACAACUUCUUUUUCAGGGGCAGCUCCAGGCCCCAGCACGCCAAGCAUGUGCUUGGGGCAGCAUGCCGCGGGAGGUCCGCUGAAGCCACGGGACCAGCGGACCUCCCGCAGGCAAGCCGCCGAACGCAGCCUGCCUACCAUGCUUAGAAAUGCCUAGAGCCACCCCAGUUCCUUUUAUAAGUUUAAGUAUUUUCUUUCUUUAUUGUACAUGCUGUAAUGGUUUCAGUAAGAACCUAGUCACUGGACACAGGCUGGCAUAGUAAUGACCAAUUUCUACUUAAAUGACGUAUGUGGUUUUUUUUUAAGACUUAUGUUCCAGACCUGUGAUCUAGUUAAAUUUCGAUAUAAUCUUAAGUGCAAAACAAGUAAAAUAAACAAGUGAUAUGGAUUUGAUUUCAAUACAAUCCCUUCUAACUGUAAAUGUUUUUAUACUAUUGCUAUUUUCACAGUUGACCAUGUAAUUUUGCAAAAACAUGAUAAAAGACUUCAUUUUUA
Molecule: messenger RNA, 1024 nt
Organism: Gopherus flavomarginatus (Mexican gopher tortoise)
Lineage: Eukaryota; Metazoa; Chordata; Testudines; Testudinidae
Gene: MUSTN1
Product: musculoskeletal, embryonic nuclear protein 1
Exons: 3
Coding region: 146-382 (78 amino acids)
Biological process (GO): tissue regeneration; chondrocyte differentiation; chondrocyte proliferation
Cellular component (GO): nucleus
Source: RefSeq, a predicted model, not a curated record